Molecule: messenger RNA, 291 nt
Organism: Macrosiphum euphorbiae (potato aphid)
Lineage: Eukaryota; Metazoa; Arthropoda; Insecta; Hemiptera; Aphididae
Source: the annotation of a GenBank genome assembly
AUGAUCAAAGCUGGUAAAACAUUAAACGUAUUUUUUCCCAAUAUGAUACACAUUUCAUGUCUUGCUCACAUGAUCCACGCGUCUAGCAAAAAAGUUAGAGAAAUGUACCCCAAUGUAAAUACUUUGGUUAGUAAUUUAAAAAAAGUAUUUCUUAAAGCACCUCAGAGAGUAGAUGUAUACAAAGAAAUAAUGCCCAGUGUGCCUUUGCCGCCAGAACCAGUGUUAACCAGAUGGGGGACAUGGAUUAAAGCAGCUAAUUUUUGCGCAGACCAUUUUGAUAAUCUCAAAUAA